This is a messenger RNA of Diachasma alloeum, 947 nucleotides long. RefSeq lists its product as uncharacterized. The coding region runs from base 483 to 860 and encodes 125 amino acids. NCBI's taxonomy places the organism in Eukaryota, Metazoa, Arthropoda, Insecta, Hymenoptera, Braconidae. The record is from RefSeq and is a predicted model, not a curated record. The transcript has 3 exons.
UCGGUACACCCGACACCAAUACCUUCCCCAACACACGUUUUCGAGUAAUUGAAUUGGAGAAAUAGUUUGGAGCCCAUCAUUACGAGUAUUCAAUUAUACUCCACGGGACAACUCAAUUAUAAUCACGCGUGGUCAGACGCGGGGAACAUUUUUAGAGUCAAUCUGUUCAAUUGAAGAAAUUUAUUGAAUUCCUCAAUUGAUGCCGUUCUUGUUCUUCUGUUCGUCGUGGUUUUAUAUCCUCUAAUUGAUGGUAUUGUGUAAGUAGUCAUGGAAUCCGUAGCAUCCACUUGGUAGUCACCAACGAGUUUAUUCACGACGUUUCAUUUGCGUCGAAAUGUAAAUACGAUAUUCAAACAUUAGGCCAACUCACUGCCAACUCGCACACUUGGUGGUGCUCCAGUGUGCGUUCAGUUUUUAUUUGGGUUUCAUAAAGUAUGCGUGAGGUUAUUGUCACGGAUCGUGUUUAGUGGAUUAUCUGAGAUAUGGAGGGGAGUAAGAUGAGGGAUACCUGUCAUUUUCAAGUUGUGCCCACUGAGGAGGUGAAGAUCGCUAGGAGUAGAGCCAUGGAGAUUAUUUUGGCUGAUCUUGGUGAAAAGGUACCGUAUCUUCAGUGUCUGCUUCGACCGGAGUAUGCGUCAUAUUUCAGUACAGCCGGUACCGUGCUUCUUGGCUGGAUAGUGGUGUGUUGGUUCUUGAACCUCAUUUGGACUUUCUUGGCUCCUUUGACCAUCAGUCUUCUCGGAGUGAUCAUCGUUUGUCCAAGUACAGCCAAGUGGAUGUUGAAACAAUUGGGUCCGACAGUGGAAAGUGCACUCAAGGAAUUCUUCACGAGGGUACAAUCAUCGUUAUCCGAAGGAUGAUAGAACACUACAUCUCACGUCCAUGUGUCGCUCAACAGAAAAUUUAUAUGUUAUUCGAUUUCAAUCAAAGUCGUUUUUGACCCCAUU